UCUCAUACCUGGAAAGGUGUCACCAUGGUUUAAUUACGCCUUCAUUGCUGACUUGUCAAGCGCGUCUCCUAGAUGAAUCAGCGAGAUGCCAUCACAGAUCCAUCUAAUAAACACGGUCACAGCGGCUGAAAGAAUUGUCUAUAAACUUCUAGUUGAACAGCCCUUAUUAACCUUCAACUGCAAGGGUACAGACAUCGGACCCAGAGGCACACUAACAUUGGUAACUGUAUCAACACCUGAUGGAAGAGUUUAUAUAUUUGAUAUCAAAGCUGAUCCCAAUAUUGUAUUAAACGGUGGUCUUGUUAGGUUAAUAGAAUCAGUUGAUAAUAUAAAGGUUCUUCAUGAUAGUAAGAAACAGGCAGAAUGUUUAUAUAAUCAAUUUAAAAUUCGUCUGAAACAUAUUUUUGAUGUUCAGGAUAAGUAUGCAGAUUUAAUGGAGAAACGAGGGCUUCCUAGACGUAAAUUAACAUUACCGGCUCUAUUAGAGAGAUAUAAUAUAGAAAGAUAUACACCAUCUAUUAAAUUACAGAAACUGCUUCGUGAAGAUAGAAAUGUAUGGUGCCGUAGACCCUUGACUAAGACUGCUUUGUGA
This is a messenger RNA of Patella vulgata (common limpet), 592 nucleotides long. RefSeq names its product piRNA biogenesis protein EXD1. The record is from RefSeq and is a predicted model, not a curated record. The coding region runs from base 86 to 592 and encodes 168 amino acids. Gene Ontology annotation, biological process: nucleobase-containing compound metabolic process. Gene Ontology annotation, molecular function: nucleic acid binding; 3'-5' exonuclease activity. The transcript has 7 exons. NCBI's taxonomy places the organism in Eukaryota, Metazoa, Mollusca, Gastropoda, Patellidae.